AUGUCUCUCAACAAGCCAACAAUCUGUGUGCUCGGAUGCGGAACCAUGGGAAUCGCAAUCAUCAGAGGGACACUCGACUCCAUGACAGCCUCAACCUCUGUCCAGUCCUCACCCAAGAUCUCCCAUGCCACUACUGCAACUUCAACAACAGCAGUUGAGAGUGAGAAAGAGGAUGACUUGCUCCGCCCAGCUGGGUUUAUUGCCUGUGUGAGCCAACAAGAGUCGGCUGCCAAACUCAAGAAGACCCUUGGAGACCUAGUCAAGGUCCUUCAUGGAAUUGCAGGAAACGUCCAAGGUGUCAGCGAAGCCGAUGUCAUUUUUCUCUGCACGAAACCCCAGGUGGCCAAAGCAGUACUUUCAGCACCCGGGAUCCAGGAGGCAUUGAAAGACAAGCUUCUGGUCAGUAUUUGUGCCGGAGUUACGAUUGAGCAGCUCCAGGCCUGGACCACCCCCACCACCACCGUCAUCCGCGCCAUGCCCAACACCCCCUGCAAGAUUCGGGAAGGAAUGACCGUGCUGUCGUGUGGACCCAACACGGACGAGCAGUCGAUGCGCUUUACCUCCAACAUCUUCUCGACCCUUGGACGGUGCAGGAUUCUGGAUGAGAAGCAUCUCGAUGCUGUCACCGCCCUUGCCGGCAGUGGACCCGCGUUCGCCUGUGUGAUGCUGGAGGCAUUAGCUGAUGGUGGAGUAAUGAUGGGUCUUCCCCGUGAUGUUGCUACAGAGCUCGCUGCCCAAGUUCUUCAAGGUGCAGCAAGGAUGGUGUUGACGACAGGAGCUCACCCUGCAGCGAUCAAGGAUUCUGUAACAACCCCUGGAGGAUGCACGAUUGCAGGACUGUUGACGAUGGAGGACGGCAAGAUCCGGUCGACCCUUGCACGUACUAUCCAGGAGGCUGCUACCGUCGCUUCUACUCUUGGACGGGACAAGAAGUAA
Messenger RNA from Linnemannia hyalina, 936 nucleotides. The record is from the annotation of a GenBank genome assembly. Lineage: Eukaryota; Fungi; Mortierellomycota; Mortierellomycetes; Mortierellales; Mortierellaceae.